This is a messenger RNA of Penicillium alfredii, 819 nucleotides long. RefSeq lists its product as uncharacterized. Lineage: Eukaryota; Fungi; Ascomycota; Eurotiomycetes; Eurotiales; Aspergillaceae. The record is from RefSeq and is a predicted model, not a curated record. The transcript has a single exon. The coding region runs from base 1 to 819 and encodes 272 amino acids.
AUGGCAAAGCAAGACGAACCACCCCUCUACCUAGACCCCAUCUCCGAAUGGCGCGCCUGGCAAGCCCUCUCCGUCUACUUCGCCGUACUCCUCAACCGCCAGAUCCGGCGGCGUUGGCUCCUCGAGCACCAAUGCAUGCACGACCGGCCAGUGUCACAGCGAUUCCGGCCGGUGAUGUUCCUGGAGCCAGUACCGACACUAGUCAAGCCGAGAGUGGCCAGCACCAGCAAUGCCAACAUCAACACUGAUACCAACAACAACAACAACAACAACAACAACAACAACAUGAAUAUGAAUAUGAACAUGAACAUGAACAUGAACACGAAUGCAAAGAACAACCCCUGCAACCCCGAAGCCCUCACAAUCCUCAAACAAAAAGUCCGCCUCCUCCGCGCCCGCACCGAAAAGGGCAAAGAACUCGCCUCCGAAAUCGAGCGCCGCAUGCAAGACCCGCGCAUCCUGUACCCAACACACUUCUGCCACACGUGUGUGCAGGACGACUCUGUCGUCGAGGUGCUGCUAACUAAGUGCGGGCACCGCGUGUGCCAGACGUGUCUGUCCUUUGCUGCAACGGAUCCUGUUUCGGGCCUGUCCGAGUGUGGUAUCUGUUUUAUGCCCGUGCGGUUUGUGGCGCGGUCGCCGUUGGCGACGUUGCGGUCUUGUUCGGAGCAGAUUUCGAGUGUUUCUUCUGGUCUUUCUUCGAGGGUUUCUUCUAAUCUCUCUGUGAAUCUCUCUUCGGGUUCUUCGGUUUCGAAGCGAGUUUUGGAUCCCGUCGGGAGGAAGGCUGCGGCUACUGUUCGCUGGGUGCCGCUUGUUUAG